Messenger RNA from Cucurbita moschata (crookneck pumpkin), 845 nucleotides. RefSeq names its product probable inactive dual specificity protein phosphatase-like At4g18593. The record is from RefSeq and is a predicted model, not a curated record. Gene Ontology annotation, molecular function: protein tyrosine/serine/threonine phosphatase activity. Gene Ontology annotation, biological process: protein dephosphorylation. Lineage: Eukaryota; Viridiplantae; Streptophyta; Magnoliopsida; Cucurbitales; Cucurbitaceae. The transcript is spliced from 3 exons. The coding region runs from base 298 to 684 and encodes 128 amino acids.
UCCCUAUCUACAAAGGGCAAGCAAUCGGCAGGGCACCGUAGUAGCUUGGGCGCUUCGCCGUGCAGUGGUCGGCCAUUCAUCGGACCAGAGAUCCGCUCCAAUUCGGUCUCCGAUUCCCAAUAACUCCGCCAAGUUUAUAACACACAGUCUCCGCCUUCCCUACCGAUUACUUUUCUUGUUUCGACAUUCUCCUUCUUCUUCUCCUCCUCGUUGCCGGCAGUAGGGCGAAGAUUUGAGUGUAACGGCGACGCAGCAAACUUUUCUCAGUGUAUCAGGCAACGUUGUAAAGAUACAUAAAUGGCUGAAGCAAACAACUCAAGUUCAGAGUCCUUAAAUUCUCAAGUUGUAUAUCGUUGUAAGAAGUGUCGUAGAAUUGUUGCUACACAAGAGAGUAUAGUCACCCAUGAAAGAGGAAAAGGUGAACUAAGCUUCAAGUGGAGUAAGAGAAGUGGUAAUCAACUCGGACUGCAGAACAAACCAGCUGAUUGCACCUCUAUAUUUGUUGAACCAAUGAAAUGGAUGGAAACCUUACAAGACGGCCACGUGGAAGAGAAACUCGUGUGUAUUGGCUGCAAAGCUCGCUUGGGUUCCUUCAACUGGGCUGGCAUGCAGUGCAGCUGCGGAGCUUGGGUUAAUCCUGCUUUUCAACUACACAAAAGCAGAUUAGACGAAUGCCUGAUGUGAAUAUAUUAGCAAGAAACUAAAGGUUAGUUUCUAUCAGUUUAUGAAGCAAUGCUAUAGGUUUUGUUUUCAUAGAACUAGAAAUCUAGCAAACUUCAAUCUUUGAAUACUGAUUAUGGGAAAGGAAAUUUUGAAUACAAUAUAGAGUUCUAUGUUCUGAACAA